Microbotryum saponariae is the source of this 3059-nucleotide messenger RNA. The record is from the annotation of a GenBank genome assembly. NCBI's taxonomy places the organism in Eukaryota, Fungi, Basidiomycota, Microbotryomycetes, Microbotryales, Microbotryaceae.
AUGUUCAGUUCCAAGACGGUCAAUCCGUACGAGGCGGUCGUAGGUCAGUGCACACACCCCGGGCCUAGCCAGGUCGUCGUCAUCCGGACGCUCAAACUGACUCGACCAUCUGACACCAUCUCCUCGGCCUUCGCGAUCCGGUCCUACUUCCAACACCGCACCUGGGAUUCGAUACGCGCCUACUUGCACACACGAACAGCCAAAGCUACGGAUGAGAAACAGACCGAUGUCAACUGGGACAUUUUGUUGACCGUCUGGGACAAGGUCAACGAGGACGGCGAGCAAGGGCAAGUCACCGAACAGAGGCGACGACGAUGUACUGCAAUGCGGCCCCGUGGCUAGGAUGCUGACAUCAACCUUCUUCGAAUUACCCGCAGAGCGAGGAACUGUGUCGCCGCAUUGCAGAAGCGAUUCGUACACCGUAGCGCCAACGUCCACCUCUUCUCCCUCACCGUAAGCACGAUCCAGGUCGCACCAGAUGACUCGGAAUCCUAGACCUGACAACCGAUCAAUCAAUAUCCACUCAGCUCGCCGGAGCACUCGUCAACAAUUGCGGACCUCCGCUGCACCGAGAGAUCAGCGGCAAGGCCUUCACCGGCGCCUUGACUCGACUCAUCACUGACCGAGUCAGUUCAUAGCCACCGCUUUGUCAUAGAUCUAUCGCGAGACUUACCAAAUUCAAUACUUAUCGCAGUCUACACACGAAUCGGUCAAGACCUCGGCCCUAUCGCUCAUCCAAGCCUGGGUCAAAGAGCACCCCAACAACCCCGACUUUGACAUCCUUGUCGAGACGUAUGAGCAACUCAAACGUCAAGGUCAGAAGUUCCCCUCCGACAAGCCCGAACCCAAGCCCGACCGAUCGAGGACGGAUGAAGCACUUAGGCGAGAAGAGGAGGAACUGCAGCGGGCUUUAGAGGAGAGCGCUCGUUUGGCCGGGGUGGGGAACUCGGGAGGUGGCCCGGGGAGAGCGCAAGACUACGAGUCCAAAGCUUUGCCGCGCCAGCCUUCGACGAACGGAUUGCAUGAAGCAUAUCAGUCGCAUGCUUCGACAUCGACGUCGUCCCUCCCACCCCCUCGACUGCCCCAACGCGCUCGAGCGAUGUACGACUUUGCUGGAGGACAGAGCCCCGAGGAGCUGCCAUUCCACAAGGGCGAUAUCAUCCGAGUCAUCGACUCGCCGUACAAUGACUGGUGGAGGGGUGAACUGCGAGGCGCAACCGGCAUCUUUCCCCGUACUUAUGUGGUCAGUCUCUGUGAGGUUCGUGUCGUGGGCCGGCCUUUCUGACGACACUGACCCCUUGGCGACGACAGGAGGAGCUCCCCGAUACGCCCGUGGCACCUCCGUCAUCCCAAUCCUCGGAAGCCGAACUGGAAGCCGAACUGUUUGCCCAAUCGGCCAAGAUUGACCGUCUGCUGAACAUGAUGCGAUCGCUCUCUUCGCGCGGCGAGAACGUCGCCGAGAACGAAGAACUAGGCGAACUCUACAACGAAUUGAUGACGUUACGACCCAAGGUCGUGGGUUUGAUCAAGAAGUACGAUCAGAAGGGUGCCGAAUUGCGAUCGAUGAACGACAAAUUUGGGAGGGCUAAGAUGACGUACGAAGGCAUGGUUGGGUAUGGUCAUCCGUCUCAGUCACCGCAGGGGUAUCCGCAGCAGCAGCAGGGGCAGGGGCAAUACGGUGGAUAUCCUGAUCCGAGGCAGCAGCAACAGCAGCAACAACAUCCUCCGUAUGGAGCUCCGGGAAUGCAAGGCCAACAGCAGCAGCAAUCCCACUUCGCUCAGCAACGGCAACACGAGGAAGAGAUGGUGCGGAGAGAAGCCGAUGCGCGGGCUCAACGCGAGUACGAGACGCAGAUGGCACAGUACGAGAAGGAGAUGGCUGCAUGGAGGGCCGCUCAGGAGCAGUCUCAGCAGUCGUUGGUGAGUCGGGAUACUCUCUCAAUGCUCGCUGAGGAGGGACACUGACCUUCCGUGUCCCGAACAAGCAGUACUAUCCUUCUCAGGACUACCAGCCUCAACAACAAUACGCACCGACGCCAGACCACGACCUUGCUUACCCGCAACCUCACCAACAGCAAUACGACGCACCUGCACAACAUGGAGCUCACGGUUUCGAGCCUCCACCCGCGGCUGCUUCGACCCAGCAAUGGGCAGCUCAGACGCCGAGUCACCAACAAGCCCCCGCCCUCGCACCCUCUGCUGGUCCCAACCAACCGGUAUGGGAUGGCUCGCAAUGGGUUUACCCUCGUCAGCAUGUCGUUGCCGAGGCCUCCCCUGCUGCAGGUCCAACACAGUAUGUGUCCGCUCCUAUAUUCUCCCCCGCACCCAUUUCGUCGCCACCUCCGGCCGUCGCGACUGUGGCUCCCCAGAUGGGCUAUCCGGCGCAGAGCCAGAGUUAUCCGGCUCAACCCUAUCCUUCCACCACGGCACCAAAUUUGGCAUCCGCUCCGGUUCCCACGCAGUCGCCCCCUCCGCCCACGUCGAACUACGCCAUCUCGACCUCAUCUUCGAUCUAUACUGCUCAAUCCCAGCCGCAACAACAACAAAACAUAUCGACCUCGUUCCCUCAAACACCAACACCAUCUUCCACCGCUACUCCGGGUGCUUUGGUCGACCGAAUGGCAUCCUUGUCCGUUUCUACACCGCCUACGCACGAACCCCAACCCCAACCUUCCUCGGCAAGCUCGCUCGUCUCGGCCGACACGAUCCGACAUCAGCUUUACGACCGACCCAUGGCCUCUUCUACGACUUAUGCCGAUCCCAACGCUGCGGUUGCUUCCACGCACGCAGCAUCACCCCCUCCCACCGCCGUUGCACCAGCACAAGCCUAUUAUCCUGGCCCCGUUGGAGCCGUAGCGACGCAGCCUCUCGAGACUGGCGCACCUGCAGCGGUCGAGAACAACGCCGAAGGCGGCGCGGAUGAUGCGGCUUGGCAAGAGUAUUACCGAAAAAAGGCCGAAUGGGAUCAACAACAGGCUCAAGCUCAGGCGGCGGCGGCGAUGGGGGUCGUGGGUGUACCGCCGCCGGUCUCGGGUUCGGGCUUGCCACAACAGGCUUAA